AUGGCCUUCGCCCGAGUCAAGGUACAAUGGGAGAAGAUAAAGGCCAUGGAGAUUGCCACCGCAGGGCCGCCUGAAGGCAAGGAUCACCGGCGGCCGAAGAAGUACUUCGGUGAGUGUCGAGGCGCCGCACACCCUUCGACCCGAUUUGGGCCGGCCUUUUUAUCUCUUCGUUGUUUCUCUCCUUCCUCGCGUUUUCCUCAGACUCCACAGGGGAAGAGAACCCAGCGACUGUUUCUACUCCCCUUCCUCGUUCGUGUGGCAGAUCUCGCGUUCAUCUGCUUCUUCCUACCGGGAUCCUACUCCGGCAAGAGCACCAUCGCCCUCGUAAGCAGAUGGUGUGGCGUGUUUUUCCCCAGGAUAGCACUUCAAUUUUGGUCCAGAUUCGGCUCAGAUCCAGUAGACCGUUGUUGUUCUACAGGAAAAAGAUGGUGUGGCGUGUUAUUCCACAAACAAUCAAAUUGUAUCACUCAACAGCAAAUCAACAAGAUAACAUCAAACCUGGGAAUCAUUCCUCAAAUUUGGCAGAUUGGUGCUGACAAAAUGGCAAAAUUCGACCUGAACAACAUGGACUUUGUGGCACUGGAUGAUGCUUCAACCAGGAAGAGAAAGAGCGCCUUUAGAUGUUUCUAGAAAGGAAAGGAGUAGUCACAAAUAUUUGCUACAUUGAUGUGUAUAUCCAUUUUAGCUGAUCAACAUAUACCUCAGAAAGCAUGUUGUUGUUGACUUCCUAUGACAAACAAAAGUGUUCCCAGUGUGCAAGUGUUCUAAACGAAUGUGUUUUUGUUUUUCUUGCUAUUUUCCUAUGUACCUCACACAACAAUAUCGCGCCAGAAAUAGGGAUUCUGUUCUAGACUUU
Molecule: messenger RNA, 856 nt
Organism: Triticum dicoccoides
Lineage: Eukaryota; Viridiplantae; Streptophyta; Magnoliopsida; Poales; Poaceae
Exons: 6
Coding region: 1-630 (209 amino acids)
Source: RefSeq, a predicted model, not a curated record